Molecule: messenger RNA, 847 nt
Organism: Ctenocephalides felis (cat flea)
Lineage: Eukaryota; Metazoa; Arthropoda; Insecta; Siphonaptera; Pulicidae
Product: DNA repair protein XRCC3-like
Exons: 7
Coding region: 1-810 (269 amino acids)
Biological process (GO): t-circle formation; double-strand break repair via synthesis-dependent strand annealing; resolution of mitotic recombination intermediates
Cellular component (GO): Rad51C-XRCC3 complex; replication fork
Molecular function (GO): four-way junction DNA binding; ATP-dependent DNA damage sensor activity; ATP binding
Source: RefSeq, a predicted model, not a curated record
AUGAACAUUACAUCUUAUAGAUAUGCAAUGGAAGAAGAUAUUGACCUCAAAUCAAAGCUGCCGAAUCGGCUUAAUGAACUGUUACAAAAAGUUGGAAUAGAAACUGCACAGGAAUUAAUAUUAAAGUCUGAUAUAGAAUUACAAGAUAUGGCCUCAUUUUCCUCCGACGAUUUAAAGUUUUUGAAAAAAUCUGCUGCAGAAAUUAUAUUGCAUAAAAUGCAGUUUUCUACAGGAUUAGAACUAUAUAUGAAUACAUGUCACCAUAUCAAAAAAAUUAAAAUUGGAUGUCCUUUAAUUGAUAGAAUUUUGGAUGGUGGAUUAACUUGCAGAGGAAUUACAGAAAUUUCAGGUGAAAGUGGAACUGGAAAGACACAAAUAUGCUUACAGUUAUGUAUAAUGGUUCAGUACCCGGAAGAAAUUGGUGGUCUAAAUGCAGGUGCAGUUUAUAUUUGUACAGAAGAUGUUUUUCCUAGCAAGAGACUUCAGCAAUUGUUUCAAACAUUUCCAGUUUCUUUUGCCAAACGAUAUAGAUUGAAAACAAGUUUCACAACACAAUUUGCUGAUAAUAUCUAUAUAGAACAUGCCUCUGAUGCAGAAAGUUUGGUAAAAAUUAUUUGCAAUGACGUACCACGUUUAAUGGCAAAUAAAAAAAUAGGCUUAGUUGUAAUUGAUUCAAUUGCAGCAGUUUUUCGAAUUGAAUGUGUGUCACCAAAGAGAUCAAAUAUGAUGCGGUCAAUUGCAUUAUCUCUGCAUAAGCUAGCUAAAUCUUAUGAAUCUGCAAUAAUAUGUGUGAAUCAGUACCAUGUUUAGGACUUUCUUGGGCUAACUUAGUCACAACAAAAAUUCA